Messenger RNA from Rubroshorea leprosula, 619 nucleotides. NCBI's taxonomy places the organism in Eukaryota, Viridiplantae, Streptophyta, Magnoliopsida, Malvales, Dipterocarpaceae. The record is from the annotation of a GenBank genome assembly.
UAUUUCUAUAUCCAAAAUGACUUAAAUCCAAGUAAUUGAUCUAAUGAUCGAAAUUUGUUUUGAUCUCAUAAAUUCAAGGUAAAAUCUAUCUUACAAAAGCAUGAUUUAUUUCUAAAAUUUAUGUCAAUCUCGAAAUGACUAGCCUUCUAACUCGUCACUUCCCGUGGUUUUUCCGUCCUCGGUUUCGCUUCUUGAAAUGGUGGACAAAGAAAAACUAUAAGAUAAACUCAGUAAGUAAAAUAUGGAGUGCCCUUAAUUAAACUUAUAGCAUGCCAACAAGUAUAAUCACGAAAAACAGUUACAGUGCGGGAACGAAAUAAACGUCUCCUCUAUAGGUCAUGACCAGUGUUAUAAACCUUCCACUGACAAACUACACUAUUUUCUGGUGUAUAACCCCCACUAGUAGGGUCAUUCGAACGAACCGGUUCUAUCAAUAACAUGUCGACAUAUGCUAGCGUUUAACCCCACUAGCAGGAUCAUCAAUAACAUAACUACAUCGGAGACAAAACAGGCAAAAGUUAACAGAAAAUUCAUAAUUCACCAAUCACUUUCAAAUCAUCAGGACAAUCAAUUAAAUUUCAAGUAGGUAUGCUUAAUUUAAUGAAAAGCAUAAAAGUUU